This is a messenger RNA of Manduca sexta (tobacco hornworm), 6046 nucleotides long. It is a transcript of the gene Etl1, whose product is annotated as SWI/SNF-related matrix-associated actin-dependent regulator of chromatin subfamily A containing DEAD/H box 1 homolog. The transcript is spliced from 15 exons. NCBI's taxonomy places the organism in Eukaryota, Metazoa, Arthropoda, Insecta, Lepidoptera, Sphingidae. Gene Ontology annotation, cellular component: nucleus. The coding region runs from base 160 to 2802 and encodes 880 amino acids. Gene Ontology annotation, molecular function: DNA binding; chromatin binding; ATP-dependent chromatin remodeler activity. The record is from RefSeq and is a predicted model, not a curated record.
UUGCACUUGCAGUCUCGCGGAUAAAAAUGGCUGAAAUGUUGUUUCCUUGAUGUGCUUGAUGGUGUGAUAAUUUUUCGUAAAAGUUUUCUAAAUUUUGUCUGAUAACUUUUGAGCUUUUCUCACAGAAGGUGUUUAAAAUUUGAUAAACAGUGUUUUAAAAUGUCUGAGAGUACUAGCCCUAGUGUGUUGAGUUUGAAUUUGAGACAGUAUCGUUUCCAGAGGAAACCUAAUGCACCGACUGUUCCCAGCAGCCCGGUCACAAUAAGAGCUUCUUCAUCUAAUUUCCAACCCACCAUAAUACGCAUGCCGGCACCGAACCAAGUGGUGCGUACCGGUCCCAUUGUGUACAAACGGAUAAGGUUGCCGGAUUCCGAUUCGGACGAUGCGGCGUCGCCGGCGAAGAAGCCCGGGCCAGUGGAGCUUACCACCGCGGUCAAAGAGAGAAGAUUCAGGAACAUGUUAGAGAUGUUCCCGGAUAUAUCGCCCAUGUUCGUUAAAAACACACUAGCAAAACACGGCUGGAAUGAAGAACGGGCCAGGGACGAGUUGCUCAAAUACGACCCGGAGAGUAACGACAAAGGCGGUGCGACCUUCUUUGCAUCGAGACCUGGCUUUUCUGGUAACCGGGUUAACGGAAACAUGAGUGUAAUCAGGGUUACGAGCGGGCCGCAGAGAGUUAACAUGGUUGUGAGGAAACCGAUCCAGACCAAUGGUGGAAGCAGGGCGAGGAAAGGUAGCAGUGGAAGUGAGGAUGAUGAUUAUGGAGUGCGGAAAGGGAAAGACGAUCGAGUUUAUGAUAGUGAUGAUUCUGAUAAUGAGAUCACUGAUGACCUUGGUGGUGAUAAGAAGAAAGUAUUCGAGUUUCUAAACACAAGCAAUCUCAAUGAGUUGUCGUUGCUCAGCGGAUGCUCGCAGAAGAAGGCUGAAGCCAUCAUUGCGCAGAGACCAUUCAAAGGAUGGUUGGAUAUGGUAGAGAAGUUCAACAACAACAAAAUGCUCAACACAGAGCUGCUGAACGCGACGCAGGAGUUGCUGACCACCAGGAACAACAUCCAACGGCUGAUGAAGAAGUGCGUGGGGUUGGCGCAACAGCUCGAAGCAGCCGUGGCGGCCGGGGCGGGCAGGCUUAAACAACCUUCUAUCUUGGACCCUAGUUUGAAAUUAGCACCGUAUCAACUAGUAGGGCUCAAUUGGCUGGCGGUGCUGCACAAGCAGGCCGUAUCGGGCAUCCUGGCUGAUGAGAUGGGCCUCGGCAAGACGGUGCAGGUGAUCGCGUUCCUGGCGCACCUUAAGGAGACCGGACAGGCGCGCGGCACACACCUUAUCGUCGUGCCUGCUUCUACGCUUGACAACUGGAGCUCUGAGUUGGCGCGCUGGUGCCCGGCACUGCGCGUGAGCAAGUACUAUGGCAACCCGGAGGACCGACGCCAGUUGCGUAUAGAGUACGCGCGCGGGCUCGACUCCAUUGACGUCGUGCUUACCACUUAUACAAUGGUGAACAGUUGUCCCGAAGAGCGAAAGAUGUUCCGCAUCACUCCCAUGCACUACGUUAUAUAUGACGAGGCCCACAUGCUUAAGAACAUGUCCACGCAGCGGUACGAUAACCUGCUCAAAAUAAAGUCAAAACACCGCCUGCUGUUGACCGGCACGCCGCUACAAAACAACCUGUUGGAGCUGAUGUCUCUCCUAUGCUUCGUCAUGCCGCACAUGUUCUCCGGCAAGACCGACGAUCUCAAGAGCUUGUUCCAGAAGAAUGCGAAAUCAAAAACUACAAAGAAAGCCGACGGCAGCAAAGAAGACGACGAGCCCGCAUUCGAACAGAGCCAAAUCAACCAAGCCCGGCGUAUCAUGAAGCCUUUCGUGCUGCGGCGGCUGAAGCGCGACGUGCUGCAGGACCUGCCCACCAAGACCUGCCACACGGAGCUCGUGCCCAUGUCUGACAAGCAGCAGCGGCUGUACAAGGAUCUCAUCGCCGGCUUCUCCACUAAGGAUGGCACCAUUCACGCGACAACAGAACAGAGCGGCAUAUCGAUGAUGAUGGACAUGCGCAAGCUGGCGAACCAUCCACUGCUGCUGCGCUACCACUACCAAGAAGGGCAGGUCCGCAAGAUCGCGGAGAGGCUCGCCAGGUCCCCAGGGUACAAGGAGAACAACGAACAUUACGCGUUCCAGGAUUUGCUGUGCUUGUCCGAUUUUCAGAUACAUCAGCUGACGCUGCAGCAUAAUUGUAUCAGCAAAUUCUCAGUGCCAGAACACUUGAUAUUAGACUCUGGAAAGUUCCAAAAACUGGACGAGAUGUUGCCACGGCUGAAGGCGGAGGGUCACCGCGUGCUCAUCUUCAGUCAGUUCACAAUGAUGCUGGACAUCUUGGAGCCAUACCUGGACAUCAGGAGGCAUCGGUACCUGCGUCUCGACGGCAGCACAGCUGUUACUGAUAGACAAGACUUAAUAGACCAGUACAACAACGAGGACAUAUUUGUGUUCCUAUUAUCGACUAAGGCGGGCGGGCUCGGCAUCAACCUCACCGCUGCAGACACCGUCAUCAUUCACGACAUCGACUUCAACCCGUACAACGAUAAACAAGCCGAAGAUAGGUGUCACAGACUGGGUCAGACGCGCCCCGUCACGAUUUACCGGCUGCUGAGCACGGGCACCAUCGAGGAGGGCAUCUACCAGGUGGCGCAGGAGAAACUUAACUUGGAGAAACACGUCACCGGCGAAGACGAAAACGAGCCUACAGAACAGAAGAAUGUGGUACGACUUCUCUCGGCGGCGCUCGGUCUCACGUCGCCGAACAAAUGAUCGAUGACCAACAAGCAACUGCUCACUUCCAUGCGCAAGUGCUUCAAAUGAACGACGCGAUAUGUUACAAAUAUACAAAUAGACCAAUAUGUUUGAUCCAGUGUGUGUCCAACGUGCCAGUGUUUUAGUGAAAUAGUUAAGUCGUUUUGGCAAGUGAAGGGAAGUGCAAUAGUGAUUAUGUUUGUAUCUUGAGUCUGUGACUCUGCAGCAUAUACUUUGAUGUGUAAUUGAAGUUAAGCCAAGUCCAACAUACUUAGGUAAGUUAUACACCCACCAACAAUGGACUACUAACUAGGCACUGAGGCAAUAUCAUUAUGCAGUUCGUAAACCAUAAAUCCUUGGAAUAACUGAUGGUCUUGUUGGUCUCUUGGUUAGAUAAGUUUAACAAUAGACCCAGAGACUUAACAAUGCUCAAUAUUUUUAUUUCACAUGAUACAUCUGACAAGGCCAGGAUAAUUUCAAUGGAUAAUAAGUAGUUAAUUAUUUAUUUAGCAAUUUUAAGUUCCUUUAAACACAGUAUUCUCAUUAGUUCAUGAUACAAACCCUAUCAAAUAAGCGUAAUAGAUUUUCACUUUAUCCUCAAAACAAAUACCUGGUAAUGUUUGGACAUCACACUGAGAUUAUAGGUUAAUAGUUGAAAAGAAUUUUUAAAUGUAACUAUGAUAUUGACAAAACUGCCGCAUGUCAACAUCAUUCAAAACUGACGCUGAAUUGUAUAUAUCGACCAUAGAGUUAAAUCGUAAAGUUAAGAUUAUAAUUGAUGUUGAUUGUGAAAAGGGUGUGAUUAGACGAUAAUUGUAAGUUGUUGCCGAAUGAUUAAAUUGAUGUUAUAUUUAUAUGAUAAUAAGUGUUUUUAAUGUCAUGAAUGUUUGAAGGGUCUCUAAAAUCCACAUAAAAAGAAUCUGAUAUUUCAUUGAAUGUGGUUUUGUAUUAACCAUAUUAACGGCUAUGUUAGUGUCAGGUAUGUAGGUAAGUUUGUAUACGCCGUCAAACUGUUCCCAAAGAAUACAGACUAAACCCAUACAAAUAUGUUAUAACUGACUAUUUCUGGUAAUCGGGAAGCUGUGAGUUAUCCUAUAUUCUCUAAUAUGAAUGUAUAUUUUUUCACAACUCAUAAUCUAAAGAUUCAGUAAAUUUAUAAUCCCUGCUCCUUUCUGUAAAUAAAUAGCAUCCAUAAUUACUCUGUUAUGGGAUGUAAAAAGAUCAGUUGAUCACAAAGUAACCCACUUGCUUAUUAAUACUGUAUUGAAAGAAAAAGUUGAUAAAGCAAUUCGGAAGCAAAAAAACAACAAACAAUUUGAUGAUGUCUAGGCAUCGUCACAUACUCCUGUCAAUUUAAUAACAUUAUUUCAAGCUCAUACUUUUCUAUAAUUUAUUAUUAUUGGCUAAACUAUUUUCGGGGGUUCAUGGUACCCAUAUAUAUAGACCAUAGAUUGUAUUUCAAUUGAUUAGUUACGGAGAUGUGUAAAACUAGAUAUUGAAAUAUUUUGGAUGUAUGUUGGGUUUCUUAAAACCGUAAGGCAGUACUAUUUUGCGAUCGGAACAAUGUAUAGGUGGAUUAGUUAAGUUUUUAAGUUCCUACAUAAAUGCUUUUCAAUAUCCCAUCGGUUAACUGUAAGGUAUGUAAUGAACAAACCUGCGAAUCAUGACGCCCCAGUUACAGGCCGUUCAAGUAUUACGUAACGCAAUUUUUCUUGUAAAGCGUUACGAUGCGUCACAGUGGCGGGAGGUGGGUCUAGUACUAAGCGUUAUGUAACGUUGAUUUUUUAAAUUUAAAACAAUGACAAAGGUAUUUUAGCGAUUUUCCGGUAUUUUACGUAAAAUAAUUGUGAAUAUUCCAAAAAAAAAUGUUCAAUUUAGAGUUACAUAACUUUUGAAGGUGGCCAGGGCAUACAGGAAAACGUUACGGCGCGUUACAUGCGGGUGUGGAGGGGUAAAAAUCUUCAAAAAUUGCGUUACGUAAUACUCGAACGGCCCCUUACGUCGAUAAUUGUCGUACAGCACUAGUAUCGUAAUAAGUAUAUAGAUGUUAUGGGCCGCAUGCCAAGGGUAGCCAUUUCUGAUUUAAGGGGUAAGGGAUGUAAGUUAGAGCGAUAUCAUUAACUGAUUUAUUCAUAAUGCUUGCGUCACUUGAUCCUUGAAUUGGGGGGGAUGACUAGCCCUUCCGUGCGGACUGUAAAAGAAUAUUUUAAUAUGCGACGAUAAAAAACGCCUUAUGUAAAGUAAUGUAUUUAUUAAACCUCUAUAUUCCCAUAGACUAGCCACAGACAGGUAGAGUAAGUUAUCUAUGGUACUGCUUUUGUGAAUAUGCUAUAGAAUAUGAUUUAUGAAUAUUUGAAAUAGAAAAGGGUUUAAAAAUCUGGUUUGUUUAAAACAUGAAUGACUGUUUUGAUAAUCAGUCAUAAACACACCAUAGUAAAGCAUAUAUUUUUUUACACAUAACCAUAUUUUUUUGUUAUUGAAUUAUCUUGCAUCGGUAUUUCUAUAACCCUAUAAAUACGAAUUCAAUAUUAUGAAACUAAGCUAUUUAUGCUGUAAUAACAGCAAAAUUUUCGCUUUUAAGUAGCGUCAUGCUUUCGUGUUUAACCUAUUCUCAAUCUUAUUUUAUUAAUGAUAAUGUUAAUUCUCGGUUGAUUUUGUAGAAUUAUUUGGGCGAUUAAUGUCAAUGAAGUGUGAUAUGUGAAAAACGAAAAGUGUGAUGUGUGUUGUGUGUAUACAUUUCUUUAGAGGGUAGAUUGGUUUGUUGAUGAAAAUUGAACUUUGUAAAUAUGUACUUAAAUAUCAAUACUCAUUGUGAGUUCCCUACACUUCUUUGAAUUUUUUUCAAAAUAUGUACUAAAAUAAUAAUUUUUGUGUCAUCUAUUUUAUGAAUAUUGUAUUUUAAAAAGCAUAGUUUUUUGUAAGUAUGUAAUAUAAAGUAAAGUGUGAAUGAGACUAGAAUUUAUACUAAAAUAUAUUGUAAACAUUACAAAGUAAUUUUACAUGUAUACGCUAGGUGGCGUUGUUAACAAUUUCAACAUAGCUAUUUCUACCCUCAAACAAGGAAUAAUAAUACAAUUAACGAUAUUAUUUAUAAAACCACGAUCCUCAGAUGAAAACACGAUUCAAUGUCCCGUGUUUCCUACAUUUAGUUUAUUUUUACGUAUUUAUAUUUUAGAUUAAUUUUGUUAUUUAAGUAGCACAUUUUUAAUUUAGUGUAGAUACAUUCCUUGGACAAAUAAAUUAGUUCAUUUUGUAAAACGCA